AUGAUUGUGCCCGUUGUGUCGGGUGCCCGUCAGGCUGCCAGUUGUUCACCGAGAGUCAUCUCCUGUCACAGAGAGAUCAUCGCGAUAACAACAGCUCUGCCGUUUCCCUGCCUCCACACUUUUGAUCCGACCAAAUCCACUUUGGCCCGAACAAGAGUUACUUUGCCAGCUGCGCAUCUCCUUCGGACAUCUGGGCACAUCGUCAUAUCGACUGGUGUACCUUGGCUCUACUUGGACCUACACCGUACUGUGUGCGUUGGUACAUGGUCCAUGGCCCUGGUCGGCAUCACGACUGAUAACAAAAAGACCGCCACCGCCGUUGUCCGUCACUCCUCCUCCUCCUUCCAUCAUCAUCAUCAUCACAAGCAACAGCACCAUCAUACCUCCUCACCAACGCGUCGUCGCGUGUCUGCCCUCCUCCCGCCGUAUCGUGCUAACACCCACUGGCGCCGACUCGCAGACACGUCUCGAAGCACACCUACGUCAACAAAGGUCAACAAGGCAAUCAUGGCAUCUGCUGUUCGCGAUAUCACUACGACCUCCCUCGGCCGAGACAACUUAACUGCUGUAGCGGCCCGGAGUGUCCCUGUGACGGCAACUCACCCGACCCCCCUCCCUACUCCUCCCAACUCCAUGUCCCCUACACUGCCUCCCCAUGGGCUCAAGGCCCAGCUUCAGAGAGCUGGGAUGGACCAACAUGUCGACUCGGAUCUGGACCUCCAUGGCGAUCACGACACCGAUCACAACGGUAGUGCCGGUUCUCCCCCAUACGAGUCGGCCGGCAUCAACGCUGCCAUGUUGGCCAAGUUCCAUCUACCAGAAAUCCUCUUGAACCACGGUCCGCUUGCGAUCCGUCAUAUCAUGGGUUAUCUCACGAGCUCUAUCCCUGGCUUUGCUGAGAUUCCUCCGACAAAGGCUCGGAGGUUGGUUGUGGGUGCUUUGGAAGGUCGAGGAAGUGGAGGCGAAGGCGGCGGUCUGGACGGUGACGUACAAUUUGAGAAGGUGGGCUGGGGAAUAUGGCAAGCCAGGAGGCGUGGCCAGCCCUCCGGGUAUAUGGCAGCACGCCGAGCAUCGCCACACGGUGACAGUCAACCCGCAAGUAUUCCCAUCACCAGGAAUGGCGGUUGGAACCUGGAUCGCUUGCGCAUCGCAGCGGCUGGUUCCCUCGACGGUGAAUCUUGCGCGGCAUUCUCCUUUGACGAUCGGUCUAUGCACAUGAUGGACCACGAAGCGGACAGGAUGUCCUUGGAUGGUUCGGCGUCGGCCUCCUGCUCAGAGGCACCUGAUGACGACGAUGAUAUUGCUAUGGAUGACGACACGGAAGACGCGACAGAUGAUGAAGACUGGGCCGCUGUUGGUGCGGCUGCGCUUCGUGCGACUUCAUAUCAAGCCCCAUCAGACCGGUUCCUCAACGCGAACAGUGUCUACGCUACUGGUGGGCUACGGUCAUUCUCUUCAUCAGUGGGAAUGGCACGCUCGCCACAGUUCCGCACCUUCAACUUUUCAACAACAACACCUGCAUUGACGACCCCGUCAGAUGCGCAAGAAAGGGAGGCCGUCGAGGCUCUCCUUCGACUUGGAUCUGUAUAA
This is a messenger RNA of Neurospora hispaniola, 1590 nucleotides long. Its product is annotated as putative Sin3 binding protein-domain-containing protein. The coding region runs from base 1 to 1590 and encodes 529 amino acids. Gene Ontology annotation, biological process: positive regulation of transcription from RNA polymerase II promoter by glucose. NCBI's taxonomy places the organism in Eukaryota, Fungi, Ascomycota, Sordariomycetes, Sordariales, Sordariaceae. Gene Ontology annotation, cellular component: nucleus. The record is from RefSeq and is a predicted model, not a curated record. The transcript is spliced from 5 exons. Gene Ontology annotation, molecular function: sequence-specific DNA binding.